GUUCAAAAUUUCGUGCUCUCUGGCGCAGAACCUUUAUUUUUGGUUUAGUGUGUUUAGCCGAUCUUCUUUAUGGGGAACACUGUGGUAUAAAAACGCCUCGCCGGAAACGGAACGGCCUCUUCUAGUGAUCCAAGAUGGCGGAACAGGGUGAGAAGAAGGAGAACCCUAUGAAGGAGCUCCGCAUCCGCAAGCUCUGCCUGAACAUCUGCGUGGGUGAGAGUGGUGACAGACUGACCAGAGCUGCCAAAGUGCUGGAGCAGCUCACAGGGCAGACUCCCGUCUUCUCCAAAGCCCGCUAUACUGUGAGAUCAUUCGGUAUCCGCAGAAAUGAAAAGAUUGCUGUCCACUGCACCGUCCGGGGAGCUAAAGCAGAGGAGAUCCUGGAGAAAGGAUUGAAGGUGUGCACCUCACCGGGAAAAUGAAUUGUAGAUUUGUAGAAGCC
Molecule: messenger RNA, 442 nt
Organism: Oryzias melastigma (Indian medaka)
Lineage: Eukaryota; Metazoa; Chordata; Actinopteri; Beloniformes; Adrianichthyidae
Product: 60S ribosomal protein L11-like
Exons: 3
Coding region: 135-422 (95 amino acids)
Biological process (GO): translation
Cellular component (GO): ribosome; cytosolic large ribosomal subunit
Molecular function (GO): RNA binding; structural constituent of ribosome
Source: RefSeq, a predicted model, not a curated record